Neopelma chrysocephalum (saffron-crested tyrant-manakin) is the source of this 4027-nucleotide messenger RNA. It is a transcript of the gene LY96, whose product is annotated as lymphocyte antigen 96. Bases 3097 to 3564 code for a protein of 155 amino acids. Gene Ontology annotation, biological process: positive regulation of lipopolysaccharide-mediated signaling pathway; detection of lipopolysaccharide; innate immune response. The transcript has 5 exons. NCBI's taxonomy places the organism in Eukaryota, Metazoa, Chordata, Aves, Passeriformes, Pipridae. The record is from RefSeq and is a predicted model, not a curated record. Gene Ontology annotation, molecular function: lipopolysaccharide binding; lipopolysaccharide immune receptor activity; Toll-like receptor 4 binding. Gene Ontology annotation, cellular component: lipopolysaccharide receptor complex.
AUUAAAAUAUGUAGAACUUUAUAUCCUUCUCCUGUAACCUUCAUAUUGACUUGAAAGGGACAGAACAGACUCUUCACACCACAGUGCACUAGUUCGGGGCUUUAGUGAGCAUCACAAAAGGUCACUUCUAUGAAGAGCAUCAAUAGGGGACAUCAAAAACCACAAGCAUCUAAAACUGAAUUUGGUGAAAAGAUUUAAAAAUUAUUAAAGUUAUUUUGAUUUAAUGACAAUUUGACCAGACACAAUGGUCAAGGUUUUUGGCUUUAUAAUCAUGAUCAUCAGUGAUAUUUUAGCCCUGAUACCAGUAGCGAUUAUUGCUCCUGUCUUCCCAUUUGGACAGCCAGAUCCUUUUAAAAUGUAGCUUCCUUAGCUGAUUUUUUUAAGCAUUGUAAUAGUCUGGACUUGUACAAUAGAAGUGAAAUAAGAAAGGAGUAGAAGAGGGUACAGAGGUUUCCCCAUGUGUCUGUCUAUCCGAACCACCAGGGGGGACUAAUUCCUCAUCUAUAUCUUUACUGCAGCAAGUGUCUGAAAAAAACACCUAUGCUUGAACCAGGUCUAGAAAGUCACUGAAUUCAGCAGAGAGGUUGUCUUCGUUUAUAUUAAGAGAGCUUUUAUCUAAAAUCUUGUAAAUUUGCAGUGCUCUUUCCAGUCUGUGCAGCAAUGCCAGCACAAGUCUGGCCACAGAGGGACGCACGUUCAGCUGUGUAAUCGUGUCUAUCAGUAGGGUACAGUCAGUGCCAUCUCAUGACUUCUUCAGACUGGCCUGUGACUUGUGCUAAAUCUACUGGACCGACAGAAGACUCAGCAGAGAGUCUGGCUUGGCUUCUUACUGCUUAAACUCACUCCAUACCAGUGACCAUGGCUUUGUAAUUGAAAGGAAUAUUUUUUGGACUGUACGUGCACAAGGCAUCUCUUCUUUAGCGGUUGCUUAAUCACUCCUUUGUGGCUGCCUCACUACUCCAUUUCUUUUUUCCAACUAUUACAGCCUUCCUGAUUUAUUUCAAUUUCACUGCAUAUUUUACUAUUUUUAAGCAAGAUUUGGCCAUCUUGAAACAAAACUGUGUUAUUUCUAUGAUCACAAAGGGUUGAUAUGUUUUAUAGUAUCCUGUUAAACAACAACAAAAAUCUGUGUGUGAAGUAUGUACUCUGGAGAUCUGUCAGGAAAGUUGUAUAAUUUUGAAUUUCUACUUAAAAGCCGAAUGCUAGAAGUUUCUUUAAAUUUUGAACUCUGUCAGACCAGUGGGAUUCUUCUUGUGGUCUAUAGAAAGAUUUGGAAAUACUGAGGAGAAUUCUCUAGCCACAUUAAUUUUUCAAUUUUUUAUUUUGUGAAUUAUUACAUGUGUGAACUCAUUAGUUGGUGCUUUCAGGCACUUGUAAUUGAAUUCUUACCUUCCUUAACUAGUCUGGGAACUCUCCCCAUCUUCUGGGCACAAUCAGUCACGGUUUUGUACAUGUCAUUAUUCUGAAAUUAUCUUUUGUGUUACAUGCUCAGACUUCUUAAAAUCAAUUUCCUAAUAUUUUACUAUUUUACCUUUUUAAUAUGUAAAAUAUUACUCUGGUAUACACAGAAUUUGUGAGAAUAAAAGCUUUUAGACACUGUGAUGGGAAGUGGGAAGAGUCAGAACAAGUGAUUAAGUUAUAUUUGUUGUAAUUUUUAUUGAGUUUCCUGCUUAACACAAACUCAAAUACCUGUGUAUUUUAUAUACCGCUCCUUUUUUAAAAAAAAACAAACCUAGACAAUUCCUGAUCUAAGAGGAGCCUGCAGAUAUACAUACAAAUCAAAAAAGGUAGCUUGUGAGAAAUAAUUUAAUUUCUGUAAGUCAUUCUCCCAUAAAUUCAGUAGGUUUCUAUAUUUUAUUAUAGUGAGAAAGAAAAUUUAAUUGUUUCCUGUCGGUUAGAUGGUGAUUGUGCUCUCUUGAUGAGGUAUUAGCCUUUAUUUGAUCUGUUUCUGUAGCUGGGACUAGCAGUAUUGCCAGGUUUGUGCAGUAAGUGCUGACCCAGUUUGGUCAACAUAAUUGAUAUAACAGAUACAGGCAAAAUAUGUUAUUCUUUGUGUAAUGCACUAACAGACAGAAAUAAGAGGAGGUAUCUGAAGUGCUUUAAGAGUUUUUGUUUCGGUGUCUCAAACUUGAGUAUCAAAAUCUGCAACCUGGAACGUUUUCAGCAUCCCAGGAUAAAAUCAGGUUGUAACCUAUCUUCAGUUGUGACAGGUAGAUUCUGUGUUCUUAUUUGAAACAUCCCAAUCAAAAUUUGACUGCUUUUGUUAGUAAUUGACUAAUAUUCGGGGUCCACCUCAACCCAGCCUUUGCAUGACUCUGUGCUCUUGGGCAAACCAUACAGUGCUGCUUCUCCAAGAGAGACUGUGGGGAAGUCUGGGAGAAGGUUGCAGAGAGACUCUGGUAGGCAGAUGUGGGAAUUAUCAGUUGUAAUUUUAUGGAUUUUUAAGUUUUCUCUCCCUAAGAAAAAUAACUGUGAUAGAUACAGCUUUGAAGGUGGUAGCUGUCAUGCAGGACAUCAGUGGUUCUACUCAAUAACAUGUCAGAUAGUUGUGUUCAGCUCCAUUUGGAAAUACAUCAUCUAAUUACACUCCUCCAAAUUUCUAGUAUGUUCUUAAAGCACGGUGAGCUUUGUGAGAAAUUAUUAUGAAAGCUUGUGAGAGUUACUGACUACAUAUUGGUAAAAGAGUGAUCUUGGUUUUCAUCAAUUUUUCUUUUCUUUAAUAGGGACAGGAAACUCUGUGUUUGAAUUUAUGCCUUUAAAAAUGUUACACCUGAUGAGUCAACUAUACUUUCCCUUUACAUACUUCUGGUAAUCAUGUUUUUACUUCCGUUCCCCAUUUCACACAAUUUUCUCUUUCACUUUUCACCCGUGGCCUGAGCUGGGGAAAACAUAGCAACAAAAGCAGAAAUUCUUUUUCUUCACAGAAUUUAUUGUGAUGAUAACUGAUGGUGCUGCAGUAGGAUUAAUUAAGAUUGCAGAGAAUUUGAAAAAAUAACUGAACUUUCCCUGAAGACAUGUGACUGAGGAUGACUGUGCUGAAUUUUGUUCCUCUUUCCUCAAAACAUUUCUGUUAGAUACUGAGCAAAAAAAGUAAUUAUGUUCGGACUUAUUUUUUUCACUUUAUUCACCUCUGGAGUCAGUGAAUUUCUUUGUAUGUCAUCAGAUCUUGAAAUGUCGUAUACUUUUUGUGAUUCUACAGCUCAUGCUUUCAUGUUUAAUUUGACACCUUGCAGCGUCAUGAAAACAGACAUCUGGAAGGCUACUCUUAACUGGAUUCCAAGAAGUGACAUCACCUUUUUGAAGAUUGUCUUCCAUGUCUGGUAUGACGGUGCUAAAGUGUUUCACCUGAAACAGCUCCUGUGCAGUGGAACUGACGAUGAAUACUCAGUGUGUGAAAUGCUGAAAGGAGAAACACUUGUAGAAGAAUUUGACAUUAAAGGUUUAAGAACAUCAUUUCUAAAGGGCAAUUAUAAUAUUAUUAUACAAGGAUUCUCUGAUGAUUCUGAGAAUAAUAUGGUCAUAUGCUUGAAUUUCACCAUGAUAAUAAAACAAGAUGUUUACUGAGUGCGACAAACUUUUCAAAUAAUUCAAGAACACUGAGAUCACUUCUGCAAGCAACCGGAAUCCAAGCUGCGAAGUAAUAAGCAAACUAGAUUUCCUGAGGUAGAAUACAUCUUGUGCUGUCUGGAAAGCUAUAUGAUAUAUAAUCUUACUUGUUUAUAGAACUGCUGUAAUCAGGUGCUCAGCCAAUGUGCACAAAAUCUCCAGGUAUCAGGCAUUCUAAUUAAUCCACAGAAUAACCCUGACUGGAUGUCAGGCUGAGGACUGCAUUUUGGUGCUGUGCCUUGAGUUAUGAUAAAGUCAAGUUCUUCAGACUGAGCUAAACUAAUCAUGAAGUUUGGAAGUUUUGAAGUACAAGAAUCAGUUCAUCAGUACUCAAUUUAAAACACAGCAAUUGAAUUUUGGAACCCUACCAUAAGUUGUUGGCUUUUUUCCUUUUAACAAUAAAACUUGUUUGUAUAAUCAA